This is a messenger RNA of Suillus paluster, 489 nucleotides long. RefSeq lists its product as uncharacterized. The transcript has 3 exons. Lineage: Eukaryota; Fungi; Basidiomycota; Agaricomycetes; Boletales; Suillaceae. The record is from RefSeq and is a predicted model, not a curated record. Bases 1 to 489 code for a protein of 162 amino acids.
AUGAAGAGAGAGAGGCGAGGUUGCUCAAGAGGUGUCCUCCUAGGCCAUGAGGGCACAAAGUUGAUCGACAUACCUGCGACAAUUCUUGAUGCAUCCAGUGCCAUCAUCGCAUGGUACCUCCAUGACGCCCUGACCGAUGCCACCCAGAAGGAAAUUUGGGCGGCCUCGGAUUUGCUCGCUCUGAUACUCGAAAAAAGCGUAAAGCUCGAUGGGAAUUGGCGUACUAAUCAAAAGUGGUUCACACCAAGGUCGCAAAAUGAUGUCCUAACUCCCGGAUGCAUUAAUUUAUCUCCGGCGUGGUUUCAGCAGGGGCACAAGAAUCAGGUAGACCCGGCGGUUUCUGCAUCAUUGAAUGGAGCAUCCUUGGAGGAUAUCCUGAAGGCCAUUGCGAGGCCAGCAGCCAUUGCAACAGCGGCACUCAGGGUUAUGCAUCCUGAGCAGUACUGGGCAGGGUUGCGAGCCUUUGCGAGCCUCGAAGAAAAAGCAUGA